Molecule: messenger RNA, 1904 nt
Organism: Seriola dumerili (greater amberjack)
Lineage: Eukaryota; Metazoa; Chordata; Actinopteri; Carangiformes; Carangidae
Product: peroxisomal N(1)-acetyl-spermine/spermidine oxidase-like
Exons: 10
Coding region: 367-1842 (491 amino acids)
Molecular function (GO): polyamine oxidase activity
Source: RefSeq, a predicted model, not a curated record
GUUUACCAACCUACACAACAGCUGGUACUGGCAGCUACAUAGCUUGACAUGAGAACAAGUCUUAGCGUUUUUUUUUUCUUCUAGCAACCAUCCGGCUGUGGCUAAAGUGACCCUUCAUCACCUGCGCUUGUUUGAGCUAAAGGUGAAGCCAAACAUGUGACACAGGUGCAGUAAAGUCACGGUAUGCAUGGGCUAAAAUCAAUCAAAAUCAGUCCAAAUACUUUGUCUUUAUCAUGUCAUGUAAGUCUUGUUGAACUUCAGAUGAGUUGGAGACAGAGAUUGUACAUGAAAAAAGAUUAAUAAUAUUUUAUAUUAUUUUAUAGGUUGUAGUCUACGUCAGUAUUAGUUUUUUUAUGAGAACCGAGUAUGAGUUCGGACACAAAGAUAGUUAUAGUAGGAUGCGGGAUAUCAGGUAUAGCAGCGGCACGCAGGCUCGUUAAAGCUGGGUUUCAAAAUGUGCGGAUACUGGAGGCGACUGCAAGAAGUGGAGGAAGAAUAAAGACUGGAAGAUUGGGUAAUAACACUACAGAGAUAGGUGCAAGUUAUAUCCAUGGCCCAUCAGAGGGGAACCCAGUGUUUUGUUUGGCUCGUGACUAUGGUCUCCUGGAUCCAGAGGCCCUCACCCCGGAGAACCAGGCCAUGGAUGUUGAUGAACGUCCUCCCUGGGUGCCCAACUGGUUCAGCAGUUCAGGUGAGAGGCUGAGUGCUGAACACGUGAAUCCUGCUCUGGAGUUGUUUUAUGAGCUUGUGGAUGAUACUUCACAAUUUAAGAAUCAAGAAGAAACACAGUGGGCCAGCAUAGGGCAUUUCUUACGAUCAGAGGCACGACAGCGAGCAGCAGAGAGAUGGAGAGAUAAGGAGGAAACCACCAGGGAGCUUCUGCUGUGUGCGAUCAGCACCAUGCUGAAGGUGGAGUGCUGUGCCAGUGCGACUCACAGCAUGGAUGAGAUAGACCUGGGGGGAUUUUGUAUGUACAAGAGUCUAAGUGGACUGGACUGCACAUUCCCAAGUGGCUAUGAAGGUCUGAUCAAAAAAUUGAUGUCAGAGCUCCCCGGUGGUUUAGUGACCUACAAUCAUCCUGUGCGCUGUGUCCACUGGAACAACACAGGCAGCGGAGUAAACACGGUGACGGUUGAGUGUGAUGACGGGGAGAGGAUCACUGCUGAUCAUGUUAUUGUCACAGUACCUCUAGGUUACCUUAAGAAGCACCAUUCAACCCUGUUCUGUCCUCCUCUCCCGGCACACAAGCUGCACUCCAUCCACAAACUAGGAUUUGGAACAUGCAACAAAAUAUAUGUAGAGUUUGAAUCACCGUGGUGGGAUGCCAACUGUGAGGUCAUCUACCUGCUGCGGAAAGACGAGGAGGACUUUUCGGACCAGGUGUCAGACAUAAGCAAAUCCUGGAUUAGGAAGAUGGCAACAUUCACUGUGCUCAAACCUUCUGAACGGUAUAGCUAUGUUCUCUGUGGCUGGAUUGCUGGACAUGAGGCAGAGUACAUGGAGACGCUUACUGAGCAGGAGGUCAGAGAGUCCAUCACGGAGCUCGUCCAUACAUUCACAGGAAACUCUACCAUCACACCGAAGAGAAUUGUCUGCUCCCAUUGGUUUCAUGACCCCUGGACAUGUGGAUCUUACAGUCACCCAGCAAUAGGAUGUUCAGCACAGGACAUAGAAAACAUAAUGGAACCUCUGCCUUCAAAGGGAUCACAGUCACAGGUGUUGUUUGCUGGAGAGGCUACUCAUCCCUACUACUACUCCACCGUCCAUGGAGCUUCCCUCAGCGGGUGGAGAGAAGCUGAUCGGCUCAUCUGUCACUACUCCUCCAUCAGUCCAUGUAUAUAAUCAGAUCAAAUUUUGUAAAAGACGACCACACUAGAUGCAUAAACCAUUUUUUUCCAAGUUAA